AUAAAUUUUUUCAGAAUUCGCCCCUGGAAUAGCACUCCCUUGAUCCCUUGUUAGACUGACAACCCUACCACUACCAGUAGUCCAGAAACAUACCUCCCAGACCCACAGGCCACAGGCACCAACGCUAAAGCUUCCCACUCCUCUUGGGAAUCUCUCUUUUUCUCUUUUUCUCUUUUUACCCCUUUUCAGCCUUUUAUUUACUAUUUUCUUUUCCCUCCACAUCCACAACUAUUGCUUCUUUCAACUAUAACUAUUCAAUCCUUCUGAAUACUCAGUACCCAAUUGUAGAAAAAUAUCAUAAUCAGUAACAAGUAUAAUCAGUAACAAGUAUUAUAAAAUAGAGGAAAUAUAUCAUUACAAACAAGUCAUUUUCAACAUUUUUAUAAAUUAAAGAAAUCAAGACUAAAUUCUAAAUAAUUGUCGGUUUCUAAACUUUGAAAGACUGUAAAACCCCAUCUUCCCAUAACACAUACAUGUGCCUUUUUGUGUCUUAAUUAAAAAAAUACAAAAAAAAAAAAGAAAAAAAAAAAAGAAAGCUUAUUGGUCUUUAACUUUCAGAAACUAAAAUUAGGCAGCUUGUUCUUGAAUAUUUCUCAAUAUUUCAUUUAAAGACAAAACCUUUUGAUGGGUCUAAAUUUUUAAUAUUAUUUUCUAUUGAAAUUUAUGAUUUGGGUUUCUAAAAUUUUCUCUUGUUUCCUUCUCUACUAAGAAUUGAGCUAUUAGAUAUCAGGUGGGUAGGAACAGUUUUCUGUUGGAAUUAUAGGCAAAGCUUCCAUGUUCAGAGAUGAGUGAAUUCUCCAAGCUUUUUCAUGGGGUAGAACUGAACUUUCCAUUACUGAGUUAGAUCAUAUAUGCAUCAACUACUAGUAAUGCUAAAACAUCAACCAUUACACAUUGUUUUACACAGUUAUUGUCUCAGCAUUAACAAGAGAUGGCCAAGGAACUCAGACAUACACUGAUCUUACUAUUUUUAGUAACCUCAAUCGAAACCUCACACUCAGAGAAGCUACACUCAUCACAAGCACAAAGCCUUUCAGAAAUUCAGUCAAUUCUGAACUUCCCUUCUGUUUUAAGUACUUGGAACAAGAAAACAAGCUUUUGUAACUUGGAUCCAUCGCCUUCUUUAACGGUCGUAUGCUAUGGAAACAAUGUAACACAACUUCAUAUAUGUGGGGAUAAGGGAACUCCAAAGUUACCUCUUAAUUUCUCAAUUGAUUCUUUGAUCACAACCCUUGUUAAGUUACCUAGCCUAAAGGUUCUUACUUUGGUUUCACUCGGCUUAUGGGGCUCAUUACCUCGAAAAAUCAAUCAACUAUCUACACUCGAGAGGCUUAAUAUUAGCUUAAAUUUCUUCAAUGGAAACAUCCCUAGAGAAAUUUCAUAUCUGACAAAUCUACAAGACAUUGUACUUGAUCAUAACAUGUUUAGUGGCCAAAUCCCGGAUAUAAUGUCUUCGUUUCCUGCUAUGAACGUGUUGAGUCUAAGGAACAAUUCUUUUAACGGGUCUUUGCCUAAGAGUUUGAGCGACUUGGGUGGUCUCCGAGUUCUUACACUAGCUAAUAAUCAGUUCUCCGGGGAACUGCCUGAUCUUACGGGCUUACACAAUCUCGAAGAGCUAGACUUGGAGAAUAACUCGUUUGGGCCUGAUUUUCCUCAGCUUGGGAACAAAAUAGUCACACUUGUAUUGAGAAAUAACAAGUUUCGGUCUGGUAUUCCUGAUGAGAUUAGUUCAUAUUAUCAGCUUGAAAAGUUUGACAUUUCUUCAAAUCGAUUCAUGGGUCCGUUUCCUAUGGUGUUAUUAUCUUUACCCUUGAUCGGCUAUCUAAACAUUGCAUCGAAUAAGUUCACUGGGGUACUCUUGAAAAAUAUGUCGUGCAGUGAGACCCUUAGUUUUGUAGACUUGUCGUCAAAUUUGUUAUCCGGUGACUUGCCUGACUGCCUUGAAUUGAAGUCCAAGAACAGAAUUGUUCGGUAUGAAGGAAAUUGUUUUAACAUGAUCGGUAGUAGUACAAGCCAACAUGAAUAUUCGUUUUGUAGAAAUGAAGCGUUAGCUGCUGGUGUUUUGGAUUUUCACAAACAGCAGCGAACAAGGAAAGCGAUACUAGCUUCGUGCAUAGUAGGGGGGGUGUUCGGUUUUGUUGUGCUUAUUGUUCUGUUUUUCUGGCUGUUUAAACGAGUUCAUGCCAAGAAAAUUGAUGCUCGAACACCUCGAGUCAUAUCAGAAAAGGCGUCAGCCGGUUACACAUCAAAGAUUCUCACUGAUGCAAGAUACAUAUCGCAAACUAUGAAGCUCGGAGCGCUUGGAAUUCCAGCAUAUCGAACAUUUUCGUUGGAGGAACUCGAGGUGGCUACGAAUAAAUUUGCUUCGUCAGCUUUUAUGGGUGAAGGCUCUCAAGGUCAGAUGUAUAGGGGUCAGCUCAAUGACGGUUCCCUUGUCGCCAUUAGAUGCUUCAAGCUAAAAGAAAAUCACUCGAUUGAGUUCCUAAUGCCUCACGUUGAACUAAUCUCUAAGCUUCGACAUCUCCACAUAGUCAGUGCACUCGGUCAUGGUUUCGAGUAUUACUUAGAAGAUUCAAGUGUUAGUAGACUAUUCCUCGUGUUCGAGUAUGUGCCAAACGGAACCCUGAGGAGUUGGAUAUCAGCUGGACGUGCACGAAGAAGGCUCAGCUGGGCGCAACGUAUAGCUGCUUCGAUUGGAAUCGCAAAAGGAAUCGAGUUUCUUCAUGAUGGGAUCACUCCUGGUAUCUUCUCAAACAACCUAAGGAUAACUGAUGUUUUGUUAGACCAAAACUUGGGUGCAAAAAUUAGCAGUUAUAACCUUCCACUAUUGGCUGCAAAUAUGGGAGAGGUCACUUCUUUUGGAGCAUCGACAAAGUCGAAAGAUCACAAAAGGAUAGAGCAUGAAGAUAAGAUGGACAUCUAUGACUUUGGAGUUAUAUUAUUAGAAAUGCUCAUGGGAUUGCAAAUCAAAACUAGGAGUGAGCUCAAUGCUUUAAGAAACCAUGUACAGGCGAGCCUAGCAGCAGAUGAACCAGCUCGGAGAAACACUGUGGCUGAAGAAAUUCAGCACACUUGCUCCGAUGAAUCACUUAAGACAAUGAUGGAAAUAUGUGCUCGGUGUCUGUUGAAAGACUCGAGCUUGAGACCCUCCAUCGAGGAUGUGCUCUGGAAUCUGCAGUUCGCGGCUCAGGUUCAGGAUGCAUGGCAAGGCGGUGAAUCAAGAACUAGCGGAGGCUCAACCUCGCCUGGCUCACCUCCGCAACUUCCAAAGCUAAGGUUCACUAUACAUUGAUCAACAAGAUGGCAUGGUUCCAGUAUAGUUAACUAACCAUAGAAUCUAUAGAAAGCAAACAUUCAGUAAUGUGAUGAUGUUAUGCUUAUAAUUUUGUGUCUUACAUGAAAUUUGGAAAUACUAAUUCAACAAAUAUAACAAAAAGAACAAUUGGUUUGUUUGUGUA
Molecule: messenger RNA, 3458 nt
Organism: Amaranthus tricolor (Joseph's coat)
Lineage: Eukaryota; Viridiplantae; Streptophyta; Magnoliopsida; Caryophyllales; Amaranthaceae
Product: probable inactive leucine-rich repeat receptor-like protein kinase At3g03770
Exons: 8
Coding region: 932-3292 (786 amino acids)
Biological process (GO): protein phosphorylation
Cellular component (GO): plasma membrane
Molecular function (GO): protein kinase activity; ATP binding
Source: RefSeq, a predicted model, not a curated record